Mytilus trossulus (common blue mussel) is the source of this 6017-nucleotide messenger RNA. RefSeq lists its product as uncharacterized. The transcript is spliced from 8 exons. Bases 138 to 4001 code for a protein of 1287 amino acids. Gene Ontology annotation, biological process: regulation of apoptotic process. Lineage: Eukaryota; Metazoa; Mollusca; Bivalvia; Mytilida; Mytilidae. The record is from RefSeq and is a predicted model, not a curated record. Gene Ontology annotation, molecular function: protein binding.
AUCGUAAACUGUUACUAUAUAUGUAUGUGAUUUACAAAAAAUAUUGAGUUAUUCAAAUUUCAUAAAUUCAGGUUGAUUUCAUAUAGUUAAAGUGCUCUAUCAAUUUACGAAUAAUAUUACCAGCUGAUGAAAUAAGUAUGGAUAGGGCAACUAAUGAGACACCAAACCUUAUAAAGUUAGCAUAUAUUCUGCUCCGAAUCGCUCCUGAAUUAAUCAUUAAACACAUUGAUCGGACAUAUCCCGGAGGCCUAGAAAAUGCAAUUAAAGAAAACAAAAAAAUACUGAAACAACGCCUAUCAACAGAUGAGUUUAGACGAGUGUGCCAAGUUGAAGAUCAAUUACAACAUAAUAUACACUCUUACUACCAUGAACUAGUUAAUAACACAAUACUUGACGGCGCAGUUCUGGAUGAUCUAAUCUCCAAAGGAAUUAUAUCAAUAGAUGAGCGAGAAAAGGUUAAAAGAUGCCCAAAUCAGUCUGCAAGAAACGAAAUGAUAAUCGAUCUUCUAAAGAGUCGACCUUGCAACGUAAGAGAUACAUUGAUUGAUGCGUUGCAUAAAUCUGGUCACGUGGACAACGAUUUGUUAGAUAGAAUAAUGGAUACGAAAGUAGAUACUAAAGUAGAAAAACUAAAACAAUCAGAAAUUAAUGAAUGGUCGAUAAGACUGGAAAAGAAUUAUUUCGUGUUAGUUCAACAAACGACUUCACUAGAAAGUGUGGUUGACAGCUUGAUAUCAUCUGAAGUAUUGUCCAUAGAUGAUUCAAGUGACAUUAUGUCGAUAGCCAAUCGAUCUGAUCAAGUCCGAGAAUUAAUCGGGAAAAUUAGAAAUAAGACAGCAUAUGACAAUUUUCUAUGCGCCUUGCGACAAGAUGAGGUCAACGAUCAACUUGCUGAAAUGUUGGAAACAACAGAGAUUUCUGAAGAGGAGAAACGAUCACGUAUUGCAGCCAAACUGAAUUGUCCUAUAUUUAAGGCAAUUUCUAUUGAUAUUGCAAUAGUGAUGUAUACAGUGAUUCUUGACACAAAACCACACAAUAUCCAACUAGAUAAACCCAAAAGCAGCGACGACUGUGAACUGAAGACACUUCAAAAUUACUAUAAUUCUAUUAUUGACGUUCAAGACAUUGGUGAUGAACAAUAUGAUGAGAUGUUAAAUAAAGUUGCUGGUAUAAUGGAAAGAAUAUUUGGUUCAUCCCAGGAACUGUAUUUUAAAAUUGAACUGUUGGAACAUCUUGGUACUGAAGUAAUACAUGAAAUGCAUAAAAUACUACGAAAUAUGAAAGAUAAUGCAGUUAUAAAAAGCCUUCAGAUGAAAAUUAAAGACAUGGAAGAGGAUAGUAAAGAAAGCAUUCCAAAAAAUGUGAGAUUAACCCAGCUCAAUGCAAUUGAACAGUGGAUACACUAUGAUAAAACAUUUGCAGAAACUAAAGCUUCUGAGGAAGUAGUUGCAGCCAUUGAGAAUCAUAGUUGUGUAACGAUAAUAGGGAGUCCGGGAUCAGGAAAAACGGCUACCUCUCAACAUGUUGCAUUGAUUUAUAUGCAAAAAGGGUACCAGCUAGUUCCAAUAGAUUCUCCAGACGAAAUUAUUACAUACGGAAAUCCAAACAAACAGCAAAUAUUUGUAUAUGAUGAUAUAUUAGGCGUCUUUGGAGUUGAUCAUGACAAGCUGGAUAGAUUAGAACGAAAACGAGAGAUGCUUAUGUUAGUUUUAGAGAAUGAUUCGAAACUGAUCAUGACAUGUCGUAAAUCAGUAUUUAAGGCAAGUGAAAUGCUAUGCACCUUCCAAUCGACAAAGGUAUUUUUCCUGAAAAAUGUUGUUGACUUAGAGAAUAAGCAGUUUUGUAUAAGUGAAGAUGAAAAACAAUGCAUCCUGAAAAUGCACUGUUUUUCGGUAGGCAUGAACCCCAAUACUUAUUCUUCCUGGUCCUUUGAAUCAGCAAACAUUAUGUUUCCUCUUCUAUGUCGGCUUUUUGCAAAUGAGAAAAAGUACCAAGAUAUUGGAUUGCGAUUUUUCAAUGAACCACAUGAAUGUUUAUAUGAAAAGUUAGAUGAAAUGAAGUGUAGGAACAAAAUCUAUUAUGCAGCACUAGUCUUAUGCAUGAUCAACAAAGGGAAAUUAUCAGAGGAUGAUUUUCCAGAAAUAAAGGUAAAGCAAUUGAUAUACAGGACAUGUCGACUUAACGAUGGGACGCCCAAGUUGGAUUUGAUAGAUGCUUUAGAUCAUAUGUUGGAGACGUAUGUGACACAAUGUGAUGGAGUGUUUCGAUUUAUCCAUGAUUGCAUAUUCGAAGUUACUGCUUCCCAUUUCGGAAAUCAAUAUCCUAAUUUGAUAAUAGAGUACCUAGACAGUAAUUACAUUGCUCAUAAGGUGCGGUUUAUAUCCGAGGAAUCAAAUCAAUGUAUGCAUGUUAAAGUACUAAAGCAACAUUAUUCGUCUUUAGGGAACAGAAUUUACAGAGAUAUCACAAAUAUGGAACUUUUUGAUGUUUUCAUGAACAAAUCAUUGACUUAUGAACCGUUUCUGAAUUUUUUUUUGAAAAUGUUAAGAAAAAAGCCAUAUGAAGAAAUCAAAGAUCUCUUUUUGUCCAUUCAGACUGGUAGUAUAUCGACACAUAUCGUUAAUCAAGGGGAGAACGUCAUUGAAAAGGAAAUGAAUAAAGACAAGUUUAGAGAUUCCUUUGUACUAAGAAGUCAAGAUAUACUACUGGACAAAAUAGUCAAAACUGACAACUCAGUAAUAUACCAAAUACGAGUUCUCAGUUGGAUUGUAUAUUAUAGGCAUACUUUGCUUCUGGAGUUUAUUAUUGACUUGGUUAUGUCCAAUAAUGAAUCUAUAGACAUCAUAGUUAAAACAAGCGAAACAGAACAAACUAGACUUUUAAUACUCGCAUGCUUUAGUGGAGAUUUGGAAAUGUUGAGAUUGAUACAAAACUAUGUAAACCCUAAAUGUAUAAAUAGAGCUUUGUUACCAAUAGAUGCUGGUUGGCCAGAAAAGAAAAAAAAUCCACACAGGUGCAAAACUCCGUUAUCUGCUGCCUGUUUACGUGGGGACUUAGCAAGUAUUGAAGAAUUGUUAAAGUUAGGUGCGGAUGUUAAUAUGCCAGAUAGUGCAUAUCUUCUUCCUAUUCUAGCAGCUGCUUAUUCGUGUCACUGGGAUGCAAUGGAUCUUUUGAUAAAACACAAUGGAGACAUCAAUAAAGGAAAUCACUCUGGCACACCGCCGUUAAUACUUGCAGCAACAGUUGGACACACUGAGGCAAUUUUACAAUUGUUAAAACGUGGAGCUACAGUUAAUUUGUGCAAAAAUGAUGGGACUUCUGCCGUACAUCGCGCUUCAGAUAGAGGUCAUUUAGAAGUAUUACGCGUUCUUGUACAAAAAGGAGGAGAUAUUAAUUUAUGCAACCAUGAUGGUGAAUCGCCCUUGUUUAUUGCGUCAGAGAAUGGUCAUUUAGAAAUAGUUAAAUACCUUCUUCAGACAGAUGCAAAUGUUAACUUCUCAAAUAACACGUCAAGGUCUCCAAUAUUUGCAGCGUGUAAUCAAAACCACCUUGAUGUUGUAACCGUACUGCUUGAAAACAAUGCCCAUGUAGAUUGCGUUGACAAAAACAACAGGACACCAUUAUACAUUGCGUCAAGAAAAGGGCGUGUAAAAUUAAUUAGGACUCUAUAUAAAUAUGGAGCUAAUCCAAAUAUCUGCGAUAACCACGGAAGAUCUCCAUUAUCAAUUGCAACGACUAAUGGGCAUAAGGAAGCCUCAAAAGUACUAUUAAAAAACGGUGCGCAUGUAAAUUUACCAGAUGUAAACAACAUUUCCCCGCUUUUCCUAGCUUCUGGAAAUACCGAUUUGCAGGGACUACUUUUGCACUAUGGAGCCGACAAGACAAUUAAGCCUUAUUUAAGUUACAUGAUACAAUCACAUAUCAAUGGCUGCAAAAAGUAUUAUCUCGUCAUUUUAGGAUUAAUAUCAACUCUGCUUGCUUUUUUAAUAAUCUUUUAUUGAAAACAAAUAACAAUUUUUCUCAUGUAAAAGUACAUUUUUUGGGAACCCAUUUUCUCUUUUCUUUGUAAAGGUACAGUAUAGAAUGUGGGUUUUUUUCAUAGCAGAGCAAGUAGCUUUUGCUCUGUUUUACCAAAAAUAGUAACAAUGAGCUAUUUUUGUGCCAUGUUGAUUUCAUUUAUCAUGUAUUUUGCAUCAAGAGAUUUUAUUGAUGAAGCUGAAACUUUUUUCAUAAACGAAACCAUGAUUUGGCUGACCUAUCUUCGACAAGAGAGGUGAAAGACACGAAAGAGAUGUUUAAACACACUAAUCAAAGGGAAAACAGACAAUUUCAUGGUGAAGAACCUGUGGGACCCACUAUCCAUUUCUCUUUAUAAGGAAUAUGACAUCACAUGACUGAAUGAAAUCAAUCCUGGUAUUCGCACUUACAAUCAGUAUACUUAACAUGACAAUUUUCAGCUGUAUUGAGGUAUUAAGAGAUUAAUUUUUGGAGCAGCUAAAUUUGACCUCAGAUUGUCAUAGGUUUAGUAUGGCUUAUUGCUUUAUUUCAGUUUGUAUUUUGUAUUUUGUAUUUUUGUUUUGCAGAUUGUUAUUUACCUUUAUUUGAUUUUCUGGCAAAGGAGAUAUCUAUUUGUAUGUAAUACAGUUUAUAUACAGUGCUUUUUACCAAGGAAAUUUGCUGUUUAAUUUUACCUCAGCUCAAUUAAGAUAUUUGAUUUUGUAAAAUGUAACAGUUUUAAAUCGCUGUACUUUGUAACCAAUGCUACAUUUGAGUUGUUGCUUUGAUGUAUUUUUGAUUAAAAAUUUGUUUUACAUAUUUGUAUACAACUAUAUAACAAUACCUGUAAAUUAUUGUAGAGGAAGUUUUAGUGUAAAUGUAUUUAUAUAAUUGUCAGUGUGUGUAAUGAAAUAGUGUUGUAUUUGCAAUUUUUUAUUACUCUUCAGCCUCAGAAUUCGUUACAUGUGUCGUUCAACUGAAAUUGUAUCUUAAUCUCGAACUUUAGUGAAUAUUUCUUAUUAAAUAUCAUUACUUUCAUAUAUUUUAAAGUUUGUCCACUUUGUGUAAUGGUAUGACAGACCUGACAAAGCACAUUAUGUCUUGUUUUAAUUAUUAAUCAACAUUUUCGGUAGAAUUUGCUGUGUUGAAACACCGUAGUUUCAUGUUUUGUGCAAGAAUUAUCGUUCUUAUCACAACAAAAAAGUAAUUUCUGAAAUAGAGAUUUUUUCCCGAGUGUACUUAUUGAAAUAUUGUUAUUAUGGAAUAAAAGUAUUUAUUGUAUAUAAUUUAUUGUCAUGCAUAUUUGUCAGUGUAAUGAUUGCGAUAAUGACAUCUUGGUUUCCAACCUUAAAAAACUUUGUAAGUUGAAAUUUAACUGUCCUAACGAACGGCUGUUGUUCGUUCUCCUUAUCUAUUCAUCUCACGUUUAGCUUUCAAAUUGUUAAUUUAUGUAAGGAGUUAAGUUAAGCUACUACGCAUUUAUUUACACAUCUUCACGUAUUAUUUGUGUAAAAAAGACAGUGAAUAUUAAUUUUGUUACACAAUGUACUUGACGGUGUUAUUUUGCCGUAAUACAUUUUGGCCUAAAUUUGGGAUUGUUUGAUUAUUCUUUAAACAUAUACUUAAAAUUGAGAAUGGAAAUGGGGAAUGUGUCAAAGAGACAACAACCCGACCAUAGAAAAAAAACAACAGCAGAAUGUCACCAACAGGUCUUCAAUGCAGCGUGAAAUUCCCGCACCCGGAGGCGUCCUUCAUAUAUAUGGAAGUUUUUAACGAUCUUGACUGGCUAUACAGCCCUUGCAGAGGCGUCCUUCAGCUAGCCCCUAAUCAAUUAUAUACUAGUUCAGUGAUAAUGAAUUUCGACCGCCAUACUAACUUCCAAAUUGUAGACUUCUUGAUUUUCGUUAUUUUUGUCUAGACACUGACAUUAUGCAGGUUCUUUGACUUGAUUGACAUUGUGUGAAUUAUAGAUUGACUUUGUAAUAUUGAAAUAAAUAUUCCUACAUAAUAAAUUAUCUUAU